AUGUAUCCUUCGUUAUUUCAGCUGCUCGUCGGGUCCCUGGUUGCCGCCACCUCUGUAAAUGCAGCUGCUCCAUAUAGUCCAAGAAAGCCCCGGAACGAUGUCCUUGAUUGCCUGACGUCCAAGAACGUCCCUUUUGUUGUGAAGAGUGACGGGAAUUGGACAAGUUAUGCGACGCCGUACAACCUUCGACUUGUUUAUGAGCCGGCAGUUAUUACUGUCCCCGAAACACCGGAGCAGGUUGCAUCUUCGGUUACGUGUGCUGCAGCCGCGAGUCUGAAAGUUCAAGCCAAAGGGGGCGGGCAUUCGUAUGCAAGUUACUCGAGUGGCGGCAAAGAUGGGAGUUUGAUUGUUGAUAUGGAGAAAUUCGCAUCGAUCGAUGUUGACAAAAGCACCUUCAUUGCGAAAAUUGGAGCCGGGCAAAGACUGGGAAACAUUGCCAUAGAAAUCUUCGAUCAGGCCCAGCGGGGUCUCCCCCAUGGAACUUGCUCGGGGGUGGGCAUUGCAGGUCAUGCUUUACACGGCGGGUACGGCUAUGCGUCAAGAAAAUGGGGCAUCACUCUUGAUACCAUUGUCGGAAUCGAUGUUGUCCUCGCCAAUGGAUCACAGAUCUACACUAGCUGCGAGUCAUACCCAGAUGUCUUCUACGCUAUGAAAGGAGCAGGAGAUGCAUUCGCCAUUGCGACUUAUUUCUACCUUCAGACCCAGCCAGCUCCAGCCUCCGUCACGUAUUUCAGCGCCGAUCUGGCUGCGUCCCUGACCAACGUUGAGACCGUCACGGCAGGGUUCGAGAAGCUCCAAAACUUUGUGCUCACUUCGCCGCUGCUCACCCCCAAUAUCACUCUCGGCAUGUACACCGACACGAGCGGCUUAUUCAGCAUCAGCGGAUGGUGCAUGGAUUGCGACACGGCAGCAUUCACCAACUCGGUCUUCCCAGCGAUGCUUGCCGGGUUCCCAGGAGCGGCUUCUCCCACCGUCACACAGCAGGGCUGGAUCGAAGCCCUCACAGUUCUCGCUGACCCAUAUCCUCUGGCACAGCCACUGGGCCACGAAUACACGUCCCACGACACCUUUUACGCGAAAUCCAUCGUCUCGAAGAACGCACGGCCGCUAACCACCGCUGCUAUCCGCGCCUUCUGGGCCUACAUGGUCGACAACCAAGGCAAAGGUCCCUUCUACUCCAUCAUCAAUCUCUACGGUGGCCCUGGAUCGGCCAUCAACGCGCCGUCGCCGGACUCAUCGGCCUACUCUGAGCGAGAUACGUUGUGGGUCUUCCAGAACUACGAAUCCACAGCCGCCCAGCAGCCUCCCUACGACCCGGCGGCCAUCGGCUUCGUGGAUGGCCUGAAUGCUGCCGUGGAGAAUGCCCAGCCCGAUGGUGAUUUCUCGGGCUACAUCAACUAUGUGGACUCGGACUUGGAUGCCAUGACGGCCGCCGAACAAUACUACGGUGCGGCGACGUAUAACAAGCUGCUGGAUAUCAAGAUGCAGGUGGAUCCGACCUUUGUGUUCUGGAACCCGCAGGCUGUUGGAAACUCGAUGGCUCUACCAGUUUGA
Drepanopeziza brunnea f. sp. 'multigermtubi' MB_m1 is the source of this 1554-nucleotide messenger RNA. RefSeq lists its product as uncharacterized. The record is from RefSeq and is a predicted model, not a curated record. Lineage: Eukaryota; Fungi; Ascomycota; Leotiomycetes; Helotiales; Drepanopezizaceae. Gene Ontology annotation, molecular function: oxidoreductase activity; FAD binding.